Alligator mississippiensis (American alligator) is the source of this 3055-nucleotide messenger RNA. RefSeq names its product establishment of sister chromatid cohesion N-acetyltransferase 2 (gene ESCO2). The transcript is spliced from 11 exons. Gene Ontology annotation, molecular function: protein-lysine-acetyltransferase activity. Gene Ontology annotation, biological process: mitotic sister chromatid cohesion. Gene Ontology annotation, cellular component: nucleus; chromatin. The record is from RefSeq and is a predicted model, not a curated record. Lineage: Eukaryota; Metazoa; Chordata; Crocodylia; Alligatoridae. Bases 106 to 2094 code for a protein of 662 amino acids.
GCGGCACCGCGGUGAGGUGAUCACGGCCGGGGGAGAGGAGGGGUGCUCGCAGUUAAUGAGGAGGCGAAGUAAUUAAUCGCUUAAUAGAAGUGCUCUGGCAAGGAGAUGGCGGCUGUUACUCCAAGGAAAAGGAAUCGUAGUUCUACCACACCUGAUGGUGCACUCUUGGCUCUCAUGGCUCCAGUGAAAAAACUGAUGAGGGACUUCGGUGAGGGCUUGUCGCCAGCAAAGUCAUCUACGGAUCAUAGUUUUGCUUCUCAGAAAAAAAAUCCCCGUACAUCCAGGGAUGAGGAUAAAGAAAACCAGACUUUGCCCCUGAAAUCAUCAUCAUCAAGGGACUUGGAGAAUUCCCCGCUUCAGACAGCCAGUGUCCCAAAGGCAGCAUGUUGGGAGUUCCCAAGUAAAGUGUCCCCCAAAUCUGGUUCCACGUACAAGUCUGUUUUGCCUGCUGCAUCCUUCUACAGCAAAGAAAAAUGGUACCUCACUCCACUGGAGAGAAAGCUGGUGAAAGAAAUUCGGCCUUUCAGUCAAAGAAACAAUGAUGGAAAUCUCCCCACUGCCAACAAGACGGAGAAAGUACAGGUAAAUGUGAAGCGGGUUAGGAAUACAAGCUCAAAAGCAUCCAGGCACCCCAAGGCUGUAGCAAAGACCUCUAAGAAAGCCAAGCUGGAUACAGUCCCUGUGAAAUCUGAGGUGGAAAAGAAGAGUACUAAUGGCCUUGUGGAAAAGAAAACAGAGGAUCCGUUCAGAGUGUUAAGCAUGAAAGUAAAACCGAUGUUGAAACUCCAGAUGGGAGCUGCAUUCUUUUCCACUGGGAGGAAAUCCCACUCUGGUCCUAAAAAGCUUCCUUCAGCCCCCAGAUCUCUUCAGCCUCUCUCCAGAUCUGCUGCAGAGGAUGAUCAGGCCGGGUUGUUGGCAAAUGCAAAGGUUUGCUCAACUGAUGAAAACAAAAUUGAUGAGGCCAGCAAGGAAUCGAAACAUGCAUCUGGGCUCCAGAAGGAUGAUCAGGAAGGAGUGACGAGUAUAAGCCAAAAGGACGCUGUCUGUGAAGUAGAAGCACCUCUGCAGAAAAUCAACUGCACCCUUGCCAGUCCAUCUGGUUCCUCAAAGCCCCUGACUCCAGGGGACGUGGACUCAAAUGAAAUUGGCUCUUCUAUAACCUGUGAGUUAGAUGAUGAUGAUGAUGACGAAAUUAUUCCUUCAAGUCAGUCUCCAAGUGAGAAUAAGAAGGCAGGUUUUAUCUACCCCAUAUUCAGUACAUUCUCCAGCAACAAAAAAAGGCCACAGCCUCACCCAGAUGACUUGGCAUCUUCCCUGAGACUCAACCCACCUGUGACAAUGGCUCACACCAUGCAAAAGAACAGCAAGAAAACAAAAGACCUGAGCAGAGACUCUAAAGCCCAGAUGAUUAUUGAUGCCGGUCAGAAGCAUUUUGGUGCUGUUGUGUGCAAGUCGUGCGGCAUGAUCUAUACAGCUGCCAGCCCAGAGGAUGAAGCCCAGCACAUCCAACAUCACCAGCGGUUCCUUGAGGGGCUAAAAUACGUGAGCUGGAAGAGAGAACGGGUGGUAGCAGAGUUCUGGGAUGGGAAGAUUGUGCUGGUCCUUCCAGAUGACCCUAAAUAUGCAAUCAGAAAGGCAGAAGAGGUACGAGAACUCGUGGAUAACGAACUGGGGUUUAAACAAGUUGUGCUGCGCUGCCCGGCCAAGAUCAAAACCUACUUGUUUGUGUCCAGCGAGAAGAAGAUAGUUGGCUGUCUGGUUGCGGAGCACAUCAGACAGGCGUUCCGGGUGCUGUCUGAGCCGCACGCCCCACAGUCCCCGAACCAGGGGGUCCUGGAGUACCAUCGUGCCUGGCGUUGCUCCACAAAGCCGGAACCUGCCAUCUGCGGAAUCAGCAGGAUCUGGGUGUUCAGCCUGAUGCGGAGAAGAAGCAUCGCGCGCCGGAUGGUGGAUGUGGUCAGGAACACAUUCAUAUAUGGCUGCUACCUAAGCACUGCUGAAAUCGCCUUCUCUGACCCCACGCCCGAUGGCAAGCUGUUUGCAACCAAAUACUGCCAAACCCCCAAUUUCCUGGUCUACAACUUCAUUAGUUAAACCCAGUUCCAAACAAUCCAAAAGAAGUGAGUCAUGGCGGAGUUAUUUAGGAUGGUAAACCGUUCAUAGCAGUUUGGACAUAUUGAAAACAACCUUUUUUAACCUUGUUCCGGGGCUGUGUUUCUAUUUCAGAUGCCUAUUGAAAGCUGUGUCUUGCCUUCCCUGCCUCCGUCAAGUUUGGAGGAGCGGAAGGAAACUCGUCACUUUCUGUACAUAGUGGUGUUGCGUGGCUAACGUACUUUGCGGGGAAUGUACGUUGGAGCUAAACAAACUCGUGUUUGUUUGGGUUUUUUAAAUAGAUUUAAAGGUUAUUAUUUCAAAAUCGAGAGCGUCUAUUGCUGCAAUUUGUAAAUUGCUUAAAUGAUUUUAUUAAUAUAAAGAUGUUUUCUCUUCGCUGAUUGGGUUUAGAUAGGUUUGUCGGUUUUAGGUACUUAACUCAUCGUAUCCUCUCAAGACUCUUAAGUGGAGACGAUCGCAUUGGUACAGUGGAGACAAGAGUGGUGUUUAUUUUAGCUCUUGAGUAUACUACAAAUACUGAUUCUUCACAUCCUGGGCCAGUCGGGGGACAGGGUAAGGAUGUUCCAUCUGUCUCGCACCCUCCAGAUGAAGGGCUUGGGUUUUUUUGCCUUUUCUACAGUCUACUGCCCAGGUUGCUGAUCGCUGCUACUGCCAAGCUACCUGAAACGUGACCCAGCACAAAAUGCUUGCAACUGUAGUCGGGACGCUACAGUCCUUGGGCAUCCUUUGUAACCACCUGUCAAGGGUGAGGGCAGUAUUGGUAAUGGGCUUAGCUAACAUUUUAAGCGUUUAGUUGACCCAGGACAGGUUUUCCACCUGAAACCCAAGCCUUGAAGAUACUUUGGGAAAAUCAAGUGUCAGCCUUGUUGAAGACCGUGACUGGCACUUUGCUCUGGAGGCAGUUCCCUGACUAAUCUGUUCAAUAAAAUGCAUUUCCAAGUUA